Molecule: messenger RNA, 1848 nt
Organism: Syngnathoides biaculeatus (alligator pipefish)
Lineage: Eukaryota; Metazoa; Chordata; Actinopteri; Syngnathiformes; Syngnathidae
Gene: dus2
Product: dihydrouridine synthase 2
Exons: 16
Coding region: 215-1624 (469 amino acids)
Biological process (GO): tRNA dihydrouridine synthesis
Cellular component (GO): cytoplasm
Molecular function (GO): flavin adenine dinucleotide binding; tRNA binding; tRNA dihydrouridine synthase activity
Source: RefSeq, a predicted model, not a curated record
GUGGAAGACGCGAAUGACGUACUUUCACAUUUUCGGUGCGUCGUGGGCGAGGCCUGAUGACGUCACCGAGGAAUCCGGAAGUGCAGCAGCACGCGUCAACUGCCGCACGAGUCCGCGACCCCUUUGGCUAAUUUGACAUUUUCCACGCGGUCGCCGGCGUGUCAAGCAGACUUUGGUUCCGGCGCUGCCUUCGAGGACUUAGCCGGCCGGGGUCAUGGCCGGCAGGCUGAGCUUCGCAAACAUCACCGCCUUGGCCCCCAUGGUGCGGGUGGGCACGCUGCCCAUGAGGUUGCUGGCGCUGGACUACGGCGCCGACGUGGUCUACUGCGAGGAGCUGAUUGACAUCAAGAUGGCGCAGUGCCGCCGGGUGGAGAACGAGGUUCUGCAGACGGUGGAUUUUGUGGCGCCGGAUGAUCGCGUGAUGUUCAGGACGUGCGAGAAGGAGAAGCAGCGAGUCGUCUUCCAGAUGGGGACGGCCGACCCGGAGCGAGCCCUCGCCGUGGCCCGACUGGUGGAAAAGGACGUGGCGGCCAUCGACGUCAACAUGGGCUGCCCCAAAGAAUAUUCCACCAAGGGCGGCAUGGGCGCGGCUCUCCUGUCCCAUCCCGACAAGAUCGAGGCGAUCCUCACGAAGCUGGUGAGCGGCGUUUCUGUGCCCGUCACCUGUAAGAUCAGGAUCCUGCCCUCGCUGGAGGACACGCUGACGCUGGCGCGGAGGAUCGAGAAGACGGGCGUGGCCGCCAUCGCCGUCCACGGCAGGUUCAAGGACGAGCGUCCCCGGCACCCGGUCCACUGCGACUACAUCGGCGCCGUCGCCCGGGCCGUGGCCGUCCCGGUCAUCGCCAAUGGGGGCUCCCUGGACCUGGUCAAGACCCACGGCGACAUCCGGGCCUUCAAGGAGGCCGCGGGCGCCUCGUCCGUCAUGUUGGCGCGAGCCGCCAUGUGGAACCCGUCCGUCUUUCGCAGCGCCGGCCCGCUUCCUCUCCACGACGUCAUGAUCCAGUACCUCAAAUACGCGCUUCGCUACGACAACCACGCCUUCAACAGCAAGUACUGCUUGUGUCAGAUGCUGCGCGACAAAGUGGAGUCGGCGCUGGGCAAACGCGUGCAGGCGGCGCAGGACAACCGAGAACUCAGCGAGGCGAUGGAUCAGCUCGACGCGUUCGAGGAGACGCAAGCGGCGCUGGACGCUCGCCGCGACGCCCUGCGGGGUCCCGAGCGACCGCCGGACCGCGUCAUCGCCCUGGACGGAGACGUCACCACCAUGGCCCUUAAGUUCGAACGGCGCGAAUAUCCUCCUCAGCUCACGCCAAAGAUGUUUCUGCUGGAGUGGAGCCGGCGGCAGAAGUUGGAGCAGCCCACGUACCAAACGGUGCAACGUGCGCAGGAUCGAGCCUUCCAGUCAACCGUCACGGUGGAAAAGCGCAAGUACAGAUCCUCGCUCUGGGAGAAGUCCAAGAAGUUUGCCGAGCAGGCGUCCGCCGUGGUCUGCCUGCGCGUUCUCGGAAUUCCCGAGAGUCACGUCGGCCGACGGCAUAAAAGGAAGACGGAGGACGACCGCGACGGCGCCCGAGAAAAGAGGAAGAAGCCAACGGCGGGCGAGCGCCAGACCGCCGGCUCGUGAGCGCCAAACCUUUUGACUUUGGACAGAUUUUCAUCUUCAGGCCCGGCGGCUUUUGAUUUCCUCGGAACGUUAUGAGCGAGACGACGGGUCCGAAUCGUGUAUCCAAAAAAAAAAACAUUUGGAUGCGCGUUAUUUAAUUUUCUUAAAGUCAUCAGUUUAGUUUUUUUUCUUCUACAUUUUUGUCCUGUCUCUACGAUUAAAAGCACGUGCCACAUUAUUCAAGU